AUGACAAAAACACUGCGAACGGCCGUUACUGCAACAUCAACGGGAUAUGAGUCCCGCCUCGCGCAGCAAUUCGGUGGCCACUUCGCCAACAGCUGGAUGGACUACCUCCCUGCGUUCUGGACGCCGUACAUCCAGCUCGCGCGGCUGCACCGCCCCCACGGGCUGAUUGUCGUCACCCUCUCCCACCUCUUUGGCGUCUUCCACGCUGCCUUUCUUCUGCACUCUCCCCUUCAGAAAACCCUAGGCGUCUCGGCCACUAUUAUUGUCGGCGCCCUCUUUGUGAACGGUGGCGCCCACGCUUGGAACGAUUUAAUUGACGCACCAAUCGACGCGCAGGUCGAACGCACCAAGACGCGGCCUAUCCCGCGCGGCGCUAUCAGCAAAAGAGCCGCUUUGAUCUUUGCUGCGGCUCAGGCGUUUCUGGCGGCGGUCUGCUUGCUCGCACUUCCGUCUCGCACCCGCGUGCUCGGCGUCAACAGCCUGGCUGUUUUCGUGCAGGGCUAUGCAAAGCUUGUUUUAUCAGUACUCGCGAUAGGUACAUCGACGCUGCUGUACAGUGUGGGCGUGUAUAGUGGUAUGGGGACGGCGUUUAACGGGAUUACGGUGGCGUGUUACUCGCUUUGUGUUGGUGUCAUUGUUGCACUACUAGAUCUAGAGGACAGGACUAGCUGUGGUAAGUGGUGUAUCUUUGGAUUUCGUUUUACGGGCAUUUCUAUUAUUAGCGGGUUACUUAUUACCUAUUUAAUCUCUCUAUAUUAG
Molecule: messenger RNA, 759 nt
Organism: Akanthomyces muscarius
Lineage: Eukaryota; Fungi; Ascomycota; Sordariomycetes; Hypocreales; Cordycipitaceae
Exons: 3
Coding region: 1-759 (252 amino acids)
Biological process (GO): ubiquinone biosynthetic process
Cellular component (GO): mitochondrial inner membrane
Molecular function (GO): 4-hydroxybenzoate polyprenyltransferase activity
Source: RefSeq, a predicted model, not a curated record